Molecule: messenger RNA, 969 nt
Organism: Vitis vinifera (wine grape)
Lineage: Eukaryota; Viridiplantae; Streptophyta; Magnoliopsida; Vitales; Vitaceae
Product: CASP-like protein 5B3
Exons: 4
Coding region: 398-856 (152 amino acids)
Cellular component (GO): plasma membrane
Source: RefSeq, a predicted model, not a curated record
CUUGAUGAAAGCAAGCCACCAAAAUUAAUUAAUCUGGGCUUACGCUGAGUUUGGUGGAAGCAAUUAAAUGAUACCCCUUAGUCGUCUGCCAUGGAACUCAUUUUUCGCCUGUGGGCCAGAUCAGAUCACCCAAGUUGACUGUUCUUGUGGGUUGACAUUGAGCUGCAGUGAUUGGUAACUUGUCAGAACAAAGUUUGGUUUGGGUGUAAUUUCUCGUCAUUUAUUGGAAUAUAGUUUCUGGGUUCCAGUUGUAUUGGGUUCUUCGCAUGCUAGGUCGGUAAGGGCGGGAUGAGACUUGAUGAUUCGAUGAGUUGUUGUAUGUAUAGGUAAUUCUGGUGCAUUGGUAAUUUGUCUGAUCCUCAAAGAAUCUGAAAUUUUCCUGGAUUUGGAGAGAGAGAUGAAGGAUUUUCCUGGAACACCUGGGACUUGGACUGGGCUUAUUCUUAGGAUUUCCCAGUGCAUGUUUGCAGCUGGUUCGAUUGCUUCCAUGGCAACUACUUCCAGCUUCUUCAGUGUCACAGCUUUUUGCUACUUGAUCGCAUCAAUGGGUUUGCAAGUCAUUUGGAGCUUUGGGCUUGCUUUCUUGGAUGCAUAUGCCUUGGUGAAAAAGAAGGUCCUCCACAAUCCUGUUUUGGUCAGCCUCUUUGUAGUUGGAGACUGGGUUACAGCAACAUUGUCCCUUGCAGCCGCCUCUGCAUCUGCCGGCAUCACAGUCUUGUACUAUAGCGAUUUUGGAGACUGUGAUUUCGGGAAGGAAUGCCAAAAAUACCAGAUUUCAGUUGCAUUGGCCUUCCUGAGUUGGAUAAUGAUUGCAACCUCAUCCCUAAUCAUGUUUUGGCUUUUAGCUGCAGGUUAAACCUUCCUUUAUUUGGAUAUUCUAUUUGCUGUCUCGAAAUGCAUCUGUGUCAUAAAAAUUUAGAUCAUUUAUAUACUGUGAAUAGAAAAGAAAACAAAAAGUAUAGCAUUCCA